This is a messenger RNA of Amaranthus tricolor (Joseph's coat), 1949 nucleotides long. Its product is annotated as molybdate transporter 1-like. The coding region runs from base 87 to 1514 and encodes 475 amino acids. The record is from RefSeq and is a predicted model, not a curated record. Gene Ontology annotation, biological process: molybdate ion transport. NCBI's taxonomy places the organism in Eukaryota, Viridiplantae, Streptophyta, Magnoliopsida, Caryophyllales, Amaranthaceae. Gene Ontology annotation, molecular function: molybdate ion transmembrane transporter activity. The transcript has a single exon.
UAAUUGUUCCCCUAGAAAUCUUCUAUAUAAAUCUCAAUAUCAUCAUAUAAGUAUUUUACAAUACUUUUUCAUGCAAAAAUAUCCAAAUGGAACCCCAAGCUUCCCAACAAAUUUCACAAAACCUAAAUCAAGAAGUCCUUAAAAACCUCCCACCAGAAUCAAAACAUCAAAAAUUUCCCUACAAUAUCUGGGGUACCUUAAUAGGUAACCUUAGUUUUAGGUCAAAAUGGGCAGAAUUGAAUGGUGCAAUGGGAGAUUUGGGCACUUUUAUCCCAAUAGUCCUAGCAUUAACAUUAGCAAAAAAUCUUGACUUGGGUACUACUUUGAUCUUCACUGGUGUAUACAACAUAGUCACUGGUGCAAUCUAUGGUGUACCGAUGCCGGUUCAACCCAUGAAAUCUAUUGCAGCAGUCGCUAUUGCUAAUCCAGAUUUUGGUAUUCCAGAGAUAAUGGCAGCUGGAAUUUGUACUGCAGGGAUAUUAUUUGUUUUGGGUGUUACCCAAUUAAUGCAACUUGUUUAUGUGUUGAUUCCUUUAUCUAUUGUUAGAGGAAUUCAGUUGUCACAAGGGUUAGCAUUUGCAAUGGCUGCUGUUAAGUAUGUAAGAAAAGAACAAGAUUUUUCUAAGUCAAAAAGUAUGGGAAAUAGGCCUUGGUUGGGUUUAGAUGGUUUCUUAUUAGCUAUAAUUUGUGGGUGUUUCAUAAUUCUUGUGAAUGGCGCUGGCCGAGAAGACGUAGAAAAUGGUGGGUGUGAUAUAGAGUCAAAUGGCGAUUCUGAGGUACAGAGUGUGAGGAGUAGAAGUGAGGGUUUUAGGAGGGUUUUAUACUCUCUUCCUACAGCUUUCAUGAUCUUCUUGUUAGGACUUAUUUUAGCAAUUAUUAGAGGACCUAAAGAAGUGAUAAAGGGAUUUAAAUUUGGACCUUCCCCAAUUCAUGUUAUAAACACCCCUAAAGAGUCAUGGAAACAAGGAUUCAUUAAGGGCACAAUCCCACAAUUGCCUUUAUCAAUACUGAAUUCUGUCAUAGCUGUUUGUAAAUUGGCAGCCGAUCUUUUUCCGGGCAAGGAUUUCUCUGCGACAUCGUUAUCAAUGACAGUUGGGAUGAUGAAUUUAGUCGGAUGUUGGUUUGGUGCAAUGCCGACUUGCCAUGGUGCUGGUGGUUUGGCAGGACAAUACAAGUUUGGUGGAAGAAGUGGAGGGUGUGUUGCACUUUUGGGCAUGAGCAAAUUGGUAAUUGGGAUUGUAUUAGGAAGUUCAAUUGUGAAAAUACUUGAUUUGUUUCCUGUUGGUGUAUUGGGUGUAUUACUGUUGUUUGCUGGAUUAGAGCUGGCUAUUGCUUGUAGAGAUAUGAACACAAAAUCUCAAACAUUUGUGAUGCUUUUAGUCACAGCUGUUUCUUCGGUUGCAUCAGGUGGUGCUUCACUUGGGUUCUUGUGUGGAAUUGUUGCUCAUUUUCUUCUUAAGUUGAGAAUUUUGGACAAGCUACAAUCUUUCCCUGCAUUAUGGAUGGAAAGAUAGAUAUUGGUUGAUUUAAUAGGAGUAACAAUUAUAGAUAUAAUCCCCAUCUGUACCUAUCAAUGUCUCUAUGUACCUCUCAAUGUCCCUCUAAAUUUGCACUCAUUUAAUAAUAAUUAUUAAUAUUAAUAUAAUAUUUUUAUUGUCACUAACAAGAGUAAGGUUGUUACAUGAACAAAUUAUCAAGUCAUUAGAUGGUAUUUUUCUGGUUGAAACUGAUCGACAUCUGAGACCGGGAGGGUAUUUUAUCUGGACUUCUUCUGUCCCCAGUAUACAUAGAUCACCUGAGACCAAUGAAAGCCAAAAGAAAUGGCAAUUCGUCCAGCAGUAUGCUAUAAGUUUGUGCUGGAAUAUGCUUUCACAACAAAAAAAUACAAUUAUAUGAAGAAAAACCACACACAAUUAAUUGCUUGUCCUAAACCUCUUUCUUCUAUAUGU